AUGCAGGCUUUAUGGCCAUACAAUAACAAUAAUAACUAUCGAUCAGUCACGUGGGAUCGAUAUUAUGUCAAUGAGCACUAUGAUAAGCACGUCAACGUGAGCAGCGGUGUCGCUGCGGGCGUCACCAUCGGAAUAUUCUUCGUCGUUUUUGUUCUCACGUUCGGUUGCCGAAUCUACAGUCAAUAUGUCGAUAGGGACCACGGAUCGCCGUCUUCACAGAAUAGUGAAGCCAUGAUGAGCGAAUCAAUAGCAUCUGAUAUGUGGAUAUGCGGUCGCCCGUCUGAGCCGCCACCACCCUACGAAAUAGCCAUUCUGAUGCCAACUUCUCCACCAUGCUGCCCAGUUGCUCACGUCUAG
Caenorhabditis bovis is the source of this 357-nucleotide messenger RNA. The record is from the annotation of a GenBank genome assembly. Lineage: Eukaryota; Metazoa; Nematoda; Chromadorea; Rhabditida; Rhabditidae.